Molecule: messenger RNA, 921 nt
Organism: Endocarpon pusillum Z07020
Lineage: Eukaryota; Fungi; Ascomycota; Eurotiomycetes; Verrucariales; Verrucariaceae
Exons: 3
Coding region: 1-921 (306 amino acids)
Source: RefSeq, a predicted model, not a curated record
AUGUCUAACCGCCAGAUCACUUGGGCUAAUCUGCCUGUCGGCGUUGGCCACGGCCAAGGCCUUGCAUACCGUGGUCCUAGCGGUCUUGGUGGCUUCAGCAGCUCGGUUCCUCGACGUCACCGUUACAAGCUUUGCCGUGAUAACAUCCGCGGUGUCAAUAAUCCAAGAAGUGAACUGACAUCGCAUCAUCAUCUCCUCCCCUUCCCCCCCUUCCCACCAUUCCCGUUACCAUUACCAUUACCACUACCAGUAUCAUUACUACUACUCUCCAGACUCAUAUUCAUCUUCAUCUUCACAUUCACAAACCUCUCCAGCAUGUCGCGCGCCCUCCUCUCCCUCGCCUCAAACCCGGCGUUGAACAAACCCGGCAGCACCCUUGCGCUAUUGGCAGGAUCGGCCGCGAAGACGGGCGCUCCAGCGCUUGCCACGGCACAACUGGACUGCCUCCUCCAGCAGGGCGGCGCCCACGCCCUUUCUGCGGUAUUUCUGGCGCACCGUCCAUGCGCGGAUGACCGCCUUGAUCUUCGGGGUUGCGUUGGCAGCAUUCGCAGCAGCAUUCGCAGCAGCAGCACCGCCGCUGUUAUUACUCCUAUGGCCCUUCUUCCCCCCACCACCACUGCUGCUGCUGCUGCGCCGCUUCACACUACUACUCGCAUCCACCACACCGGCAAGCACCAGCGCGGCAAUGACCUCGUCUCCGAACCUCGUCACCAACACCUCCACCUUAUUGUUAUUAUGACUAUUAUUGUACCCAUCAGCGCCCAACCAGCGCCACGUCCCCACCCGCUCUCCGCCUCGACCAGAUACACGGCGACCAUCCACCUGACCGUCAGCAGUGCCGCCAUGGUGACGCCGGCCACGGUGACUGUGUAUGGAGUAUCAUCAUCUCCAUUGCUGCGGAGGGCGAGGUCGUCAUUUUGA